Insectozyma verbasci is the source of this 1869-nucleotide messenger RNA. NCBI's taxonomy places the organism in Eukaryota, Fungi, Ascomycota, Pichiomycetes, Serinales, Debaryomycetaceae. The record is from the annotation of a GenBank genome assembly.
AUGCAACAACAACAAGAUCCAGUUGUAACUAAAUUUAGAGUUAAAAAACCACAACUAAUAAAAUCAAAACCACCAACUACAAUAGAUGAGAAUAAAAAAGAUACUUCAAAAUUAACUAGUUGUUUACGUUGUAGAAAAUUGAAAAAAAAAUGUGGUAAACAACAACCAGAAUGUUCAAAUUGUGAUAGAGCUGGUGAGCAAUGUACGUAUGUUCCAAGAAAGCAAAGACAAUCAAAAGAACCAAAACAGAAAAAAGAUUUAUUAUUUGUUGAAAUUCAAUCAGUAUCACCAAAUAUAGAAAUGGAAUCAACAACUGAUAAUAAUGAAGCACCUACCCCAGAUUUACCAUUUUUAAAAAGAACAUCGCCGAUGGAUAAUGUAGUGUCUCCAGUUAUAGAAAAUAAUACAUUAUCAUCACCACCCCCACCAUCAUAUUUAAAUUCAAUAGAUGCAAGAGCACCAAAUUUUAAUUCAUAUCCAAAACAAAUAUCAAAGAUCUUAAUUACUGCUGUGGGGAUAAAGACAAAUUCAAAUGUAAGUAUUAUACCACCAAUAGUAGAUAGAGAAUUAUUAUCAAGAAUUAUAAAUGCUUAUUUCAUGCAUAAUCAUAGAGUAUGUCCUGUUGUUAAUAAGAAUGAAUUUUUACAAAAUUUUAAUAAAAUUUUUGAUGAUGAUAUUGCUUCAUUAGAUGCUUAUCCAGAUCAAUAUGAAUUAUAUAUGAUACUUGCAAUUGGAUCAACUGGGUUAGAAAGGACAGGUAUAAUAGGAAGAGAUAAAAAGAUAUCUGAAUAUUUUGUAUCUAUGGCUUUAAAUUUUGUACAUAAUAAUUUAUCAAGUAAUGAUAAAAAGAAUUUAAAGAAUUUGAUUUUAUUAGCAUUAUAUUCAUUAUUUAAUCCUGCUGAGUUUAUAACUUGGGAAAUUUCAGGUAAAUUAACUAGAAUGGCUAUUCAUUUAGGUCUAAAUCAAAAAAUAUCCGAUGGUGAUUCUAAAAAUUAUACAAUUCGAGAAGUUGAAAUGAGGUCCAGAUUAUUUUGGGCAGUUUACAAUAUUGAUAGAUUGAGCUCUGUUUCAUUAGGUAGACCAGUAGCUAUAAACGAUGAUGAUAUAAAUGUACCAUUCCCACAAAAUUUGGACGAUGAUUUUGAUGAUAUAAUUGUGAGUCAAUUAAUUAUAAAUUUGAGGAGAAUAGAAGGUCAAAUAUUAAGAAGAGUACAUUCAGUCAAUGUAAAUAAUGAUAAAGAAAAUUGUAAUAAAGUGUUAUCUGAAAUUAGAGAUGAAAUUGAAAAAUGGUACCUUCAAGCAAAAUCACUAGAUAAUAAUUCAGUUCAAAAUAGAACUCAACAUCCAUUAACUUUCCAUGCUCAAGUACCAUGGUAUAGUGCAAGAUAUAAUCAUUUAUUAAUUUUAUUGUAUCGUCCAUCAUUUUUAAAUCCACAUCCAUCACAAGACAUUUUAAAUUUAUUAGGAAAAGCAUGUUUAGAAACAUUAUCAAGUACUUAUAAAUUAUUCAUAACUAAAUUAUUACCAUUAAAUUGGACAACAUUAUAUAGAUUUUUAAUGGUUUGUACUACCAUUUUAUAUUGUUUAUGUAAAUGGGCAAUUGAUUUAAUUGAAUCAAAAACUGAAAUAUGUUAUUGUAUUGAAAUUUUUCAAGCUUUUGGAAGUGACUGGAUAGUUGCAAAGAAAUGUUCAGAAGUUUUUAAAAAAAUUGAAAAUAAAUUAUUGGAAAUAACAUUAACUGAUGGUCAUACACAAGAUAUGGAUAAUUUAUCAAAAGAGUUAUUAGGAGCAAGUUCAUCAUAUCAUGAGAUUUUAAAUGUUCAUUCAGCUGAUUUAUGUAUUGAUAGUGAAUUUAUGUAUAGUUUUUAA